Molecule: messenger RNA, 1450 nt
Organism: Haliotis rubra (blacklip abalone)
Lineage: Eukaryota; Metazoa; Mollusca; Gastropoda; Lepetellida; Haliotidae
Product: probable lysosomal cobalamin transporter
Exons: 13
Coding region: 14-1435 (473 amino acids)
Biological process (GO): protein localization to vacuole
Cellular component (GO): vacuolar membrane
Source: RefSeq, a predicted model, not a curated record
CCAACAAAACAAAAUGGCGAUCCCAAGUGCAGUUUUGGCUGCAGGAUGGAUUCCCUUUGUUGUUGUUAUUGUCCUGACGCUGUUGUUUUCGGCAAUAUACAUCCGUUAUUAUAUGAGCAAAUAUGACAGUGAGCUGUCGACAACCCUGGCCACCAUCUUUGCUCUGACUAUCACCCUGCUGACGUCGGCCAUUGUACCCGUUGACAUCUUCCUUGUAUCCUACAUGAAAACAACUGAUGGAUCAUUCAAGGAUUGGGCUAAUGACUCUGCCUCCCGAGCUUCAAUUGAGCAUUCAGUCCUUUAUGGCUAUUACACGCUGUAUGCUCUCGUGACGUUCUGUCUGUUCAUCUUGCUACCCUUCUUCUAUUUCUUCUAUGAGGAGAAAGAUGAGGCUACCCCUACAUCAUGCAAGAGUAGAUGCUGUACAGCUCUGAAGUACCUGAUUGUGUUUAUCCUGGUCGUCGCUACUCUCAUGUUGAUUGGUGCUUUUGUUCCCACCAAGGGCACUCCCAACGCUAAUUCUACUGAGUGGAAGCAGAUAGAAGCCCUUUUCAAGGACCUGGCUAGCAAUGGGUUGGAAGACUCUCUGUCCUUUAUCAUCAGUGUGUUGAGCCUGCUGGGAAUGAUGGCCUUCAUCAUGUAUACGGCUUAUGGGAUGUCUGCCCUACCUAUUGACCUCAUCAAGGGCCGCUUGAGUGCCAAGAAGGAAAAAAUGCAAGUACAUGGUCAGAGAGAAGAAAGGGUGGAGAGAGCAGAGAGACGACAGGCCAUCAAGGAAAAGUAUUCAAGUCGCAAAAGAUUGGGCAAUCGUGACCAACAACACACUGAUGAGCAGGAUCGUUUGAUGGAAAGACAGCUGCGCCAUCUGGAGGCCAAUGACAGAAGCUGCAUACGGAAAUGUCUGCUGGUGCUACGUCCGUUUGAGAUGCUGUUUGGCUUUUUGUUUCUUCUCGUGGCCUUGCUCAUCUUCAUCUCACUGUUGCUCACCAAUAUUGACAAAGCCAUGCACAGUAAAGGAUACAAGAUUGGCUACGCCCUGGCUCAGAGGAAGCUGCCCAACCCUGUAGACAUUGCACUGGUCUUCUGUCAGAUGGUGUUCCCUCUGGACUACAUCCUCAUGUCGGGCAUCAUCGUGUAUUUCGUCUUCUGCUCCAUGUCGGGCAUCCGCAACAUCGGCAUCUGGUUCCUGUGGAUCAGGAUGUACAAGAUCCGUCCCCGUCGUACACGGCCCCAGGGCCUGCUGAUGUUGUGCAUGAUACUGAUGUUCAUCGUGUUGGCCAUCAACAUCAUUGUGUAUGAGCUGACACCACAGUACUCCACCUUUGGCAGUCAGAAAUAUGGCAACAUGACUGGAGGAUCAAACACAACAUCUACUCCAUUACAUCAGUGUACCAUGGAGGUGGCAGGUGAGUGUAAUGGCGGAAGUCUGGAAUGACUUAUACCACAGUAU